Molecule: messenger RNA, 3084 nt
Organism: Bathycoccus prasinos
Lineage: Eukaryota; Viridiplantae; Chlorophyta; Mamiellophyceae; Mamiellales; Bathycoccaceae
Exons: 1
Coding region: 1-3084 (1027 amino acids)
Source: RefSeq, a predicted model, not a curated record
AUGAAUAGGAACAAGGAAGUGAUGAUGGACGAUGAACGCGAGCGAUUGAUUCUCCGCAAUCAUCACGAGGGAGGAGCCGCGUCCUCGACAUCAUCGUCGUCGUCGUUUUAUUGGUCGAGGAAGAAGACGUUCAUCGCGAUCGCGUUAGCCGUCGGCGCCGGUGUUGCGAUCGCUACCGGAAAUACUACGACUACUUCGAGUCCUCGCGGGAGUGUUGGUGCGGCGAAUACUGCUGUUGCUGGAGGAGGCCACCGAAGGCCGCGCGGUAUCUUGCCCUCGGCCAAGUUAGGGGUGAUCAGUGAAGGCGUCGCCGCGAACGCACCCGUCGGCGGGAAAAACCAUUUUUUCAACGGGUUAAUCGUUCGCGAGGACGAGAGGGCGUUGUUGCAGAAGUACACGACGAAGAUUCCGUCGAGGAGAGAGAUUGAGAAGAUGGAAACCGAGGAAGCGGCGGCGGCGAGUUUAGGCGGAUACGAUGAUACUCGUCGACGGGAAGGACAAGGAAGCGAGGACGAUACCGCCUUUGCGAACGCGGAGGCGGCUGGAUUAGGCGCUAUGCCGAGAAGAAGCUGGAAGAAGUCGUCGGAGAAGGCGAAAGAAGAGCAAUCGCGAGAGACGAAAGAGUUUUUAGCGGCACUCGGUGAAGUGGAGAAACCGUCGCCGGCGUUGCUGGAAGCGGCGACGAAGUUGUUGAGAGAGAAGCACGGCGAAGAGACGCCAUUGGACGCCAAGCAGCAACGAGAUGCGGAAGAAAUGACGGCAAAUACGAUCGCGCUGGUCAGAGCGGAGAAAAGCGUCGUCGCGCAGAGUAAGAAGAAGAAAGGUUCUUCUGAAACCUCUGAACCUUCUUCUACCACCAUCUCGUCGCCGACGGAGGAUAAAAAAGAAGAUGUUGACAAAAUUAAGCCUUCUCAGCCGCAGUCUUUGCUCGAAAUCGCGCAGAACUUUUUGAAGAGCGAAGAAGAGGCAAAAGCACGAGCCGAGGCGGAGAUUGAAGCCGCGGCGAAAGAGGAGAGAAAAGAAGGAGUAGAAGGACAACCAAGCGAGGAGAAAAAAGAGGAUGAAGGAAAAGUAGAGGCCUCCGCGGAAGAAGAGGACGACAAACCGUCGCCAAAAGCUAUCGAGUUUGCCAAGUUACUGUUAGCAGGCGAGGUUAAGAAAGUCGAACCGGCUGAUGGUAACGAAGCGGAAGCGAAAAAGAUAGACGGCGUGCUUGGAAAGCCUACGCCGGAGAUUUUAGCCGCCGCGAGACAAAUGCUUUUAAAAGCUGGCGUGAAUCUCGACGCGGAGAAAUCUUUUGCAUCGACGUCGGCAUUGAAGUCCACCACAGUGAAAGAGAUGACUUCGACCUUACGAGAUAAGUCGAUAGCCUCCGCUCAAGACGAGGAAGGAAAAAAGAUUCCGAAACGAUCGUGGGUACCCAAGUUGGGCGAAGAUACGGAUGACGCGAACAAAGCGGUGGCGGCGGCGGCGGCGGAUUCCUCUGAAGCGUCGACGCCUCUUGAAAGUACAAACAACGACAACAACAACAACAUCAACAACGAGCAGCAAGAAGAAGGAGAACCAGCUCAAGGUCAACAAGUGCACGAGAUGCCGAAAACUGAGGAUGUAGUUGCGGAAGCCGCCAAUGAGAUUGCCGCGGAAAAUGAAGAGCGCAAAGAAGGAGGAGAACAACAACAAGAACAAAAAGAACAAGAACAACAGCAGCAAGAGCAAAAAGACGGACAAGAACAACAGCAGCAACAAGAACCAGAACAACAACCAGAAGCUGGCGUUAUGCCGAAAGCCGAGGAGCAAGUACAGGACAACGCUCAAGUUGAGGAAGAACGCAAAGAAGAAGGACAGGAUCGACCGGUGGUGUACCUUUCGCAAGUGCCGAUAAAGGAAAAGGAAGUCAAAGCACAACAAUACGCGCAAGAACAUCAAGCGCAAGAAGCGAAUGUUGGAGUCGACGAGCAAAAAGAAGAAGGCCAACUCAAAAUCCCUAGAAUCUUGGCCGAUAACGUGAAGUUGAUUGACGGCGACGGGAGAGAGUACAUGCAACCGAAAGCGCACGAACUUUGGAACAACGGCAAGACAUUAUUCGUAUACCCCCAAACUGAAGCGCAAAAGAAAAAGCCGAUCCCGGACGCGACUGACUUGCACGCGUUCGUCAUCACGCUCGACAAACGCUUAGAUUUGGAUUCUGCGGAUAGCGAUACUGAUACGACCAUGUGGGAGCGCACGCAAGAGCGCUUGAAAGAGAUUCCAUUGAUUCACGCGGAGAAAUCCCCAGGCGUGGACCCGAAAGCGUGGCCGCAAAGCGGUUUGCAAGAAGCAUUAUACGCAACUGGUUUCGCGCGUUUGUUUUGGAACAUUCAUCAAAACGAUCCGUUGUACGCCGAUUUACCUCCCGAACGUCGCACGGUUGCCGAACUUCCUUGGAUCGGAGAGGUGGAAAAGCGAGACCAAAACGGAUACUUUCGCGCGCAAUCGCAAGGUUUAUCCCACCACUACGGAUGUCUGUACGCGCACUUAUACCAGUGGCAGAAAAUUAAAGAUACAGGUUUGAAAAAGGCGCUGAUUUUAGAAUCUGACGGAUUGAGUUUAACCAGAGUGCCUUUGGAGUCCAUCCCGUCCGUCGCGAAACAAAUGCCCGGCGACGCGGACUUUGUCACGUUGCAGUUGUAUCCGUACGAACCCGCCGGCGUGGAACGACGCAACGUAGAAAUCAAACACCCAACUUCCGGCGAGCACAAAACAUACUCCUUCGACAAACUCAACUACCAUCCGCAACAAGGCUACGCCGGCUUAGCCUCGUACAUCGCCACGGACACGUUCGUCGAGAAAAUCCAACACUUUUUAGCUUUACACGGCGCGGACAUGAUCGACGGGUACAUUUUGAACAAGCUGUGCACGACGUCUUACAACAACGAAGAGGCGAAAAACAUCGCUUGGACUAUGUAUGACAUGCAAAAGUACACGCACCCGUUCGAUCCGCAAAAUCCGACGCCGACUAUUUUGAACUGCUACAAAGCGUUGGCGGAUCCGGAGUAUUAUCACGACUUGAACAUUCGCAUGGAAGCGGAAGCGCGAGCGGAUUAG